Molecule: messenger RNA, 774 nt
Organism: Schistosoma haematobium
Lineage: Eukaryota; Metazoa; Platyhelminthes; Trematoda; Strigeidida; Schistosomatidae
Exons: 9
Coding region: 1-774 (257 amino acids)
Biological process (GO): actin cytoskeleton organization
Cellular component (GO): cell junction; cortical actin cytoskeleton; cell projection
Molecular function (GO): actin filament binding
Source: RefSeq, a predicted model, not a curated record
AUGAUUGAAAUAUCUGAACAGGUUCAGGAUAUCGUUGUCAAAGAAUCAGAUGAAACUGGUGAAGUUAGACAUGCAAGAGAUGCUUUACUACUUUGGUGCCAGCUUAAAACAGCUGGAUAUCCUCAAGUUGAAGUUGUUGAUUUUACAAAAAGUUGGCGAGACAGUUUAGCAUUUGCAGCUUUACUACAUCGACAUUAUCCAGAUUUGAUUGAUUAUGAACGAAUACGUCAUAUUGAUAGUUUACAAACCCUGUUAACUGAAAUUCACACUAGUCAAUUGGCUGAAUCACAUCGAUUAUUCAAACCGCCAAAUGGUUUCAGCCUCAAUGACUUAGAAGAAUCUUGGAAAUGUUUAAUCACAGUUGAACAUAAUUGUCAUUUGGCUAUUGUAGAUGAAUUAAUUCGCCGAGAAAAUGUAAGUCUAUUAGGCAUAAAAUAUGAACGUAAAGUUGAAUUAUGCUUAAAUUGGUUACAAGAGAAUAUACAAAUUAUUAAUUUAGCAACACAAACUGAAGAUAUGAAAUUAUUAGAACAAAUGAAUCUAUUUAAAGUAUAUUUGAUUCACUUAACUACUACUACUACUCAUGAACACUCACAAAUUUUAUUAGAUAUAAGUCAAUGGAAUACAACAAUAAAAAAUGUAUAUGGUUUAUUAAAUGAAAUGAAUGAAGAAUUAUUAUGGAUAAAAGAUCAAAAUGAUUCAAUUAAACCCCUUGAAAUUCUUAAAGAGGAAUUGGUUGAAAAUUUCGGUCAGGCAAAUGGAUCAUAUAAUUGA